CGCUAAAUUUAAAAACCAUAAACAAAACAACUUUUAAAAGGAACACGAAACGACGUUGAUAGGGAAAGAAUCACGAGAGGCUCAAAAAUAUUACUUAGUCUAAAGUCAGUCAUCUUAUAAACAUGCCAACUGACACCAAGCGUAUUACUGGGCCAGAGUCUUCUCAGAGCCCAUAUGAUUACUGUCCUGCUCCCUCAUUAGAUUUGAAAAAUCUGAAGGGCAAGCGUCAUGAUGAAAGAUCAAACAGUCAGUUACGCCCCUUGUUUUUGCGAGCAGGCGUAGUAAGCCAUGCCAGAGGGUCUGGGUACAUUGAGAUGGAUCAAACUAAAGUUAUAUGUGCUGUAUAUGGUCCCAGAGAGGUUCUUCGAAGAGAAGAUUUCAGUUUGAAAGGCCAGUUGACAUGUGACUUCAAAUUCACAACAUUUUCCUGCCGCAAGCGUAGACAACAUCAACAAGAUAACCAGGAGAAGGAUUUGUCAUUGCAGAUACUGGAGGCCCUGGAGCCAGCUCUUUGUCUGCACAAAUACCCUAAGUCGCAAAUUAACAUUUAUAUAACAGUUCUACAAAAUGAUGGAUGUGCACUGUCAGCCUCUGUAAUUUGUGCCUCACUAGCUCUGGCCUCAGCUGGUAUAGAGAUGUAUGAUUUAGUCCUUGCUUCAUCUCUGGGUGUGUACGGAUCAUUAACAUUGGUAGACCCAACAUCAUUGGAAGAAGAAACUAUUCUUACUAAAGCUGAAAAAAGUGAAAACAAUGCUGGAAUUGUUACAGUGGCUUUUCUCCCAUCUAUAAGUCAGGUGUCUGCAAUAACUAGUGAUGGAGAACUUCAGUUUGAUGCUGUCAGCAAGUGCAUGCAUGCUUGUGUUGAGAAUUGCCAGAAACUGUACCCAGUCCUACAGAAGGCUUUAUUUGAUCAUGUUAAAGAAAAGAAAGAAUCAACUCACUCCUGAGUUUUCCUUCCCGUUUAUGUAAAUAAAUGAAUGCAUUUUAUUG
Messenger RNA from Physella acuta, 990 nucleotides. Its product is annotated as exosome complex component MTR3. Gene Ontology annotation, cellular component: nuclear exosome (RNase complex); cytoplasmic exosome (RNase complex); nucleolus. NCBI's taxonomy places the organism in Eukaryota, Metazoa, Mollusca, Gastropoda, Physidae. Gene Ontology annotation, biological process: U4 snRNA 3'-end processing; rRNA catabolic process; poly(A)-dependent snoRNA 3'-end processing. The record is from RefSeq and is a predicted model, not a curated record. Gene Ontology annotation, molecular function: RNA binding.